This is a messenger RNA of Carya illinoinensis, 913 nucleotides long. RefSeq lists its product as uncharacterized. The transcript is spliced from 3 exons. The record is from RefSeq and is a predicted model, not a curated record. The coding region runs from base 111 to 674 and encodes 187 amino acids. Lineage: Eukaryota; Viridiplantae; Streptophyta; Magnoliopsida; Fagales; Juglandaceae.
UGCCCUUCUCCAUUCACUCUCAAAACAACAUUAUAUACUUUCUCUUCUUUCCAUAUUUUUCCUUCGGUCGGAACCCAAAGCAUAACACGUAGUACAAUUCAUUUGCAAACAUGGCUUUUUUCUCAUCUAAAUUGCCUUUGGCUCUCUUCCUAUCUUCUCUCUUCCUCCAUGCAGCAAUAUCCGAGCUGGUCUGUGAGAAUUUGCCAUCGAAUGUUUGCGCGUUUGCAAUAGCUUCGUCGGGGAAAAGGUGUUUGCUGGAGACGGCUGUGGGUGGGAAAGGAAUCGUGGAGUACCAGUGCAGGACAUCAGAAGUGGUGGUUGAGGGCAAGUCUGAAUACAUAGAGACCGACCAAUGUGUUAAGGCUUGUGGUGUUGAUAGGAAAGCUGUCGGAAUUUCAUCGGAUGCCCUUCUUGAACCCCAAGUCACUGCCAAGCUUUGCUCCCCGGAUUGUUACCAGAAGUGUCCCAACAUUAUCGAUCUUUAUUCCAACUUGGCUGCUGGGGAGGGAGUAUCUUUGCCAGAUCUUUGUGAGGGGCAACGCACUAACCCUCACCGUGCCAUGAGCGAGCUUUUGAGCUCUGGUGUAGCCCCUGGUCCCGUUGUUACUGAUCAUCAUUAUUCAGCGGAAUCAACGCAGGCGCCCUCCUCUGCUCCAGCUCCAGCUCCCCUGUAAUCAUCUUCAUGAUAAUGUGGUUUCUUGAUCAAGACCAUAUUGAUAUUCCUUUGAGAUUAGUAUAAUUAAUGAAUGAGGAAUAAUUAUUAUUAAUUCAGAUUGAAUAGAAAGUUGAGGGAAUGAGGUGUUCAUUCUUUUGUGAAUCGAGUGUGUUUGAUCAGGAAUAUUUCUAUCUAUGUAACUUUGUGGAAGAGUGUAUAUUUCGCAAUCAAUUUUAUAAACUAAGCUGGUUUUAUAUA